This is a messenger RNA of Brassica napus (rape), 336 nucleotides long. RefSeq lists its product as uncharacterized. NCBI's taxonomy places the organism in Eukaryota, Viridiplantae, Streptophyta, Magnoliopsida, Brassicales, Brassicaceae. The coding region runs from base 1 to 336 and encodes 111 amino acids. The transcript has a single exon. The record is from RefSeq and is a predicted model, not a curated record.
AUGACCCAACAUAUCCGAUCAGAUUGUGGGAUGGUCGAGUGCAAAGAGCCGACCAUUAUCUUUGAGGACAAUGCGGCUUGCAUUGCUCAGCUCAAAGAUGGUUAUAUCAAAGGGGAUAAGACAAAACAUAUUUUGCCUAAGUUCUUCUUUACCCACGAUUUGCAAAAGACCGGAGAGGUCAAAGUGAUCCAAGUACGGUCUAGUUAUAACUCGGCCGAUUUAUUCACUAAGGCACUUUCGACCUGUACAUUCAGGAAGCUCACGCAUCAGAUUGGGAUGCGUGGGCUGAUGUGUGGGCUGAAAGACCUCCACAGAGAUUCUCAUCAGGGGGAGUAG